Neoarius graeffei (lesser salmon catfish) is the source of this 2243-nucleotide messenger RNA. Its product is annotated as collagen alpha-1(XIX) chain. The transcript is spliced from 36 exons. NCBI's taxonomy places the organism in Eukaryota, Metazoa, Chordata, Actinopteri, Siluriformes, Ariidae. The record is from RefSeq and is a predicted model, not a curated record. Bases 165 to 2243 code for a protein of 692 amino acids.
CUUUCCUCCAUGAGCUUCCAUCUCACUUUUUACCUCUAAGUGUGUGCUUAGAAACCGAAGGCGCGUUUUAAAAUAGCGCUUCAAGAGGCUUCAGAGAAGAAGAAGAACAACAACUUUCUCAGCAGAUUUAUCCAGUAACACCUUUUUGAUGGUCAGAAGAAGAAAUGAGUCACUGGCUAAAAUGGAUUUUCUUCUGGAUAGCAAAUGCCGUUCCUUUUACUUUUGGCAUGGCAGUAAAUGAUAAAAUAGGUCAUUUAUGCCCUCCGUUAAAACUGGAGAAAAGAUGGUAUGCCAGCAUGAACAGUCGCUAUGAGUUUACAGGAUUUGAUUUGGCAGAAAAGUUCAGUCUUCGGAAGGGAACAAAUACAGAUGACAGACCUUUCUUCAGACUAGGCAGCAAGCCCCUGGUUAAAGCCACAGAGUUGGUGUUUCCGAGUGGGCUGUCUCAUGAGUACUCCCUGGUAACUACGUUCCGACUCAGAAAAACUACAAAGAAAGAUCGAUGGAUUCUUUGGCAGCUCUUUGGGCAAGCUGGAGAAUCACAAGUAUCAUUGGAAGUGGAUGGGUCUAAAAAGUGGCAUAAGCUUGGAGUGUCUGUACGAAGCAGCACUGUGGCAGUCUACAUAGACUGUAAGGUGAUUGAGACAUGUCUGACUGGAGAUAGAGAUGCAGCAGACUUGGAUGGACGUUCACUUAUCACUACAAGGGUAGAGGAUGAACGACCAGUGGACAUUGAGCUUCAGGAGAUUCUGAUCUUUUGUGAUCCCCAUGUGGCAGAAGAUGCCAAUUGCUGUGAUGCAUCAGGAGCCAUUAGCCAGUGUGGUGUUAGAGGAACUGAUGCUCCUACAGCUUCCCCAUUGCUCACAGGUUACCACCUCCAAAUGCUGUCCACACCAACCCAGCAGCCAGCUAAUCAAUGCCAGUGCCGGGCAGAAAAGGGAGAGGCUGGUCAUCAAGGUGUGGCUGGACAUCCUGGAGCAAAAGGAGAUAAAGGAGAGAAGGGAGAUUCAGGAAAUAAUGGGUAUCCUGGUCUUCCUGGAGAGAAGGGUGACAUGGGCAUUGCUGGCAUGCCUGGCUUAGACGGUCAUCCAGGAAAUAAGGGUCUGAAAGGCGACCCAGGACCUGCGGGCCGACCUGGACCGAAAGGUGAUAAAGGAGAUGCAGGCCCCCCAGGACUUUCUAAAAUAAAAGAAGGUCAAAAAGGAGACCAGGGUCCUCCGGGUGUUGCUGGAAAAAAGGGAGAAGCUGGUUUACCUGGUCCACCAGGAGCCCCAGGAAAAGAGGGCAAAAGGGGUCGCAGAGGACAUUCAGGGGGACCUGGUAUUCCAGGGCCACCGGGACCCCCUGGAUCAUCUGAAGGUGGAGGCACCAAGGGGGAGAAAGGAGACCCAGGUGUGAUGGGAGAAAGAGGACAGAAAGGGGGAAAAGGGGAUGCAGGUGAAGUUGGCCCCAGAGGACCCCCUGGCCCAAGUGAAACAGGGGAGAAGGGUGAGAAAGGGGAAAAGGGAGAUCUGGGUGAAAAAGGCAUUCCAGGGCUGCCAGGUGUCAAGGGAAAUGAUGGAUUGCCAGGACAGACGGGAGAGCCAGGUCCACAGGGCAAAGAAGGACUGCCAGGUCCUGCAGGACUUCAAGGUUUUCCAGGAGAUAAGGGUUUAGUAGGGGAGCCAGGAGCACCAGGGAGAGAUGGAAAUAAAGGACAGAAGGGUGAUGCUGGUGGAAUCCCAGGGCCACAAGGCCCACCAGGUCCCAAGGGUGAGCCUGGAGUUGGAGCACUUGGUUAUAAUGCAGAGGUAGUACCUGGGCCAAGAGGACCAAGAGGGCCAAAGGGAGAGAGGGGAAUGCCAGGGAUUCCAGGAGAGCCAGGAGAGAAAGGAGAACCUGGUGUGGGAGUUCAUGGUCCACCUGGCAUGAUGGGGCCAAAGGGGGAGCCAGGAGUAGAGGGUCCUCGUGGUUUACAAGGUCCCCCUGGAGCCCCAGGAAGCCAGGGCCCUCCCGGUCGUGAAGGCAGACCAGGACCUCCUGGUGAACCAACAGCAUUGCCAAUUGUUCAAGAUGUUGGCUUACUUCUGAAGAAUGCUUGCCGUGUCUGCCAGAUGAGAUUACUUGGACAGAAAGGGGAGAAGGGAGUACCUGGAGGAGAGGGUAUUCAAGGAGACAAAGGUGAUCAGGGUCUGAGAGGUCCAGUUGGUAACCCAGGAAAAGAGGGUCCAAAGUGCUUCAAAUUACUUCAAAAUUACUUCUAA